UGCACAAGGACGUGGACCCAUACCAACGAGGAGAUUGAUCGACGAUCGACAUCUAUCAUGGCGGACGUGCAGGAACAGGAGGAUCGGAAGAAAUUGGAAGAGGAGUACUGGUACCCUAACCAAGAGGAGGUCGAACAUAAGGGUUGGAAUCCUGAUGACUAUUUCCCUGCAAGGAACUGGCGAACCGACGACAUCACAUCUAUCCCUCCCAUGUGUUACACCGACCAUAUUUCCAGCUUCAAUCACCCCAGAAGUAGUCUGCAGAUUGUAUCUAUAAGAAUUGCUUCAAUAAGAGGAGGUCUACGUUGGCCCAUCCAUGUAUAUGGCAUGGUCACCGCGCGCGAUGUCUAUGACAACCGUAAGCAUGUUGUUAUCUAUGCCCGUGCAAGGGGUGAUUGUCAGACUAUCACAGAGGAGCAUCCGUAUCUCUUACUCACAGGUCCUACACGUGCUGUUCUCACCUGCCAUGACCCCGGGAACAUUGAGAUCGUGCUCAAGGUUGAAGGUGAAACUGAAUCUCAAGACAGAGACUUAAGUUCUCUUGUCUUGACGCUAAAUCAGUAUCGUUCUUUUCGGGGAGACUACCCUAGCAAGCGCAGCACACUCGAGUUAGGAUUCCACCAUAUUGAGAGAGCUGUGGAGGCAACAAUCUGUGUGCGAAUCGAUGGCGGAUCAGUGUUGCCCCCAGGUGGUCUUCAAGGUGUGUUCACCGCAAGUACAGCCAGCAUACAAGAUGUGGAAAUUUUGUUGCUUGCUUUCAGAGAUGGUAAACUACCCCUCGCCGACGAUGGCACAAUCAACCUUUCACGCCGUGUUGUCUCUGUCGGAUACAGUAGACAAGAUCAAAAAGAUCAUCUCAAGGUCUCCGUCGUGGCAAAGUGUGCUGAGGAUGGACAUGAUGCUACAAGAGAUGACAUAGUUUUUACGCCAAAGACACGUGGCAGAAGUUGGGGUGUGUUUCAUGUCGGCGCGUAUAAGAUGCAAGUCACGGUUGCCUGGUCUCUAUUCGAUUUUUAAUUACUAACUAUACUAUAAUAUGUGUGUUUCAUCUCUAGGUCUCUGUCGGGUAUAAGAUUGAUCUGUAG
This is a messenger RNA of Lolium perenne, 1085 nucleotides long. RefSeq lists its product as uncharacterized. The record is from RefSeq and is a predicted model, not a curated record. NCBI's taxonomy places the organism in Eukaryota, Viridiplantae, Streptophyta, Magnoliopsida, Poales, Poaceae.